AUGGCCUCGGCGGGCGCGCGGCGGCUCCCGGUCGGGACGCGCGCGGCGGCCCGGCGCUGCUGCGGCCUCCCGCUGCGCCCGGCCCCGCCCCCGGCCCCUCCGCGACCUCCGGGACCAAUGAGAUUUCUGAUUUCCUGCAGCCUCUUCUUGCCCAGGACUGCCCAUGCCCAGGUCUUGGCGGCUGAGGGCGGCUUGCCUCCUAGCCGUUCCUUCAUGGGCUUUGCUGCCUCCUUCACCAACAAGAGGAAGGCUUACUCCGAGCGAAGGAUCAUGGGGUACUCCAUGCAGGAGAUGUUCGAGGUGGUGUCCAACGUCCAGGAGUACUGCGAGUUUGUGCCGUGGUGUAAGAAGUCUUUGGUGGUGUCCAGCCGUAAAGGUCACCUGAAGGCCCAGUUGGAGGUCGGCUUUCCGCCUGUCAUGGAACGUUAUACCUCUGCCGUUUCCACGGUCAAACCUCACAUGGUCAAGGCUGUUUGCACUGAUGGCAAGCUCUUCAAUCACUUAGAGACCAUUUGGCGAUUCAGCCCCGGUAUUCCUGCCUACCCCCGAACUUGCACUGUGGACUUUUCGAUUUCCUUUGAAUUCCGUUCUCUGCUGCACUCCCAGCUGGCCUCCAUGUUUUUUGAUGAGGUUGUCAAAAAGAAUGUUGCUGCCUUCGAGCGCCGGGCAGCCACCAAGUUUGGUCCAGAAACGGCCAUACCCCGUGAACUGAUGUUCCAUGAGGUGCACCACAGCUGA
Messenger RNA from Pipistrellus nathusii (Nathusius's pipistrelle), 738 nucleotides. NCBI's taxonomy places the organism in Eukaryota, Metazoa, Chordata, Mammalia, Chiroptera, Vespertilionidae. The record is from the annotation of a GenBank genome assembly.